Drosophila montana is the source of this 2412-nucleotide messenger RNA. Its product is annotated as mucin-2. The coding region runs from base 1 to 2412 and encodes 803 amino acids. The record is from RefSeq and is a predicted model, not a curated record. NCBI's taxonomy places the organism in Eukaryota, Metazoa, Arthropoda, Insecta, Diptera, Drosophilidae. The transcript is spliced from 3 exons.
AUGGAGGAGGAGGAGACGGAGGAGGAGGAGGAGGAGGAGCGUCGCGUAAAACUCAUUUCAUUCAUACAAUUGCAAUUGCAUGAUAACCCGCGCCGUUCCAUGAUGAUUAGCGAACGCCACAAAACCCUCAAUUUGGUAACAAUAAUUUCUUGCUGGCUUUGCCUGUACGCCGCAUGCCCCGCCACCUGUGCGGCUGACGAGGUGUUCGAGGUCUUGCCACAAUCUGUGGCAGCAACAGCGACGGGCAAGAGUGGCAGCCAACAGGAUGAAGUGAAUGGCUUGGCGUUUGUAACGCCCAAUGCGACAACAGCACCUCGCUUGGAUCCGAACAACAACAACGAGUGGCGACCUUUGGGCCACGGGGAUCCGCUGCAAAAGGAUCCCACCUAUGAUUACAGUCCGCCCGCGCUGGAUCGUGUGCGCUACUGGGCGGAGAACAAUGCGAGCAGUUCGGAUGCCAGACAGAAGCAGCUGCCGGCGGAGGUGCUGCGCAACAAAACCAAAAGUGAAAUCCUAUUGCUGGGCGUACCCGGCGAAAGGGAGCGCUCCCGGCCGAAGCAGCCCAAGCAGCCGCAGGCCAAGUACGCGCCCAUCCGCAGAAGCUACUAUGCUCCUCCCCAGCAGCAGCAGCAACAGGUGCAGCAGGUGCAGCACAUGCCGCACACGCACCUGAUGCCGCCGCCAAUGCUGAUGAAGGGCAUGGGUCAUGUGGAGUAUCGCCAUUCGCCGAGCAGCUCCUCCUACAUGAGCAUGAACAUGGGCGGAGGCGUCUAUAGCUCGCCCGGUAAACAGUCCAGCUCCACGCAUUACUACAGCAGUCCGUCGGCGGCGACGACGUCCUGGUUCAGCCACUCGCCGACCAUGUCCGAGAUGCCGCAUCGCAUGAGCUACAUGGACGCACAUCACCAGGAGUCCAUGCAGCACUAUUCCCUCUCCAGGCCGCAGGCCGUGAGCUAUGCGCCCAACUCAAUUCAUGCGCACUCGACGACGGGAGCCCGCAAGCCCUGGCUGCACGAGCUGCUGCAGAAGGAGCUGGUGGUGAAGUCGACCAUGAAGCAGCGCAUGAAGCCCACCAUGCCGGCCACCAAGUAUCUGAUGGGCACCACCAGGCCGCAGCUCCCAGCCGCCAGCCCCACCACCCACGCUCCCUUGACCUAUUCGCCGGUGACCUUUGUUCCCGGUCCGCCCACUGUAGCCACGCCUACAACAAGCAGCACACGCCCAGAGGUCUAUAUCACGCCAAGCACGCUGAUGUCCACCGGCAGCUCCGGUUUUCGACCCAUGGUCGGGUCGACAACGACUACGACGACGACCGCGACGCCCAUUUAUCAGCGUCCGGAGACGACGUCAACGACGAGCAGCUCCCGGCUGAUGAUACCGCAGACGAGCAACCUGGCGCAGCGACCCACAGUGGCACCUGCCCCAGAACUAACCACCGAUGCGCUCUUCUCGCACUACAAACAGCCGCCGAAGCCGCUGCUGGGACCGAUGUACCUCAUCAUCGAGGGCCACUCCAAGGUCAAGACCUAUGGCCAGAACGAGCUGGAUCCGCACAGUCCCAAGAUUGUGCCCGUCAUUUCGAAGCGGGAGCCGGUGGUGCGCAUUGCCGAUCCCAACGAGCAGCGCGGCACCGUCGAGACCUACCAGGUCAAGCAUUUGCAUACCAAGACGACGCCGCUAACGACUACAACAACAACCUCCACGACGACGACGGCGAGACCAAGCACCACCGAGGGGAGUUCAAUGAGUCCCAGCACAGAGAUGCCGCCCGGUGGCGGCGUGCAUGAUCUGCUCAGCUUGCUGGACAACAUGUUUGCCGAUGCGCACGAUAUGGCCGCAACAAGCAGCACAACAGCGGGCAGCUCCUCCCUGGCCACGGCCUCGGCGAGCACCGUCUUAAGACCGGUGACAACAACGAAAACAAAGCUGCAGCCGCAGCUGCCGGAGCCGCGCAUUGGCAGCCAGGCGGGCAGCAUCGAGAGCCAGCUGGAGACGGAGGUCACAGACGGAUCACAGCUCGCGACCAGCACGGAACCCGAACAGCCGCCGCGCGCCACCCGCCAGAUCUUUGACUAUGAUCAAUUGCCCGAGUCGCGCAUUAAGGCCGAGGCCCCCGACGAACUUGACUACGAAGCCGAUUAUGAUGACGAUGCUGAUGAAGCUAAUGAUAAUGAUAAUGUUGAUGGGGACAAUCUGGAGGAUGUGAGUGAAGAUAGUCAACAUAAUUUACUCAAACGCAUCGAUAGAUUCGUCGAUGAUGUGGAUGAUGGAGACGAUGAUUUGGACGAUUUGAUUGAUGAUAAUGAUAAUGAUGAUGAUGAUGCUGAUGCUGAUGUUGAUGCUGAUGAUGGUGAGCAGCAGCAGGCAGAGGAGAGCAGACAGCAGCAGCGGCAGCAGCAGCAGCACCAUUAA